Messenger RNA from Ahaetulla prasina, 8454 nucleotides. It is a transcript of the gene ANKFY1, whose product is annotated as ankyrin repeat and FYVE domain containing 1. Gene Ontology annotation, molecular function: metal ion binding; small GTPase binding. The transcript has 25 exons. Gene Ontology annotation, cellular component: endosome membrane; cytoplasm. Gene Ontology annotation, biological process: retrograde transport, endosome to Golgi; Golgi to lysosome transport. The coding region runs from base 263 to 3766 and encodes 1167 amino acids. Lineage: Eukaryota; Metazoa; Chordata; Lepidosauria; Squamata; Colubridae. The record is from RefSeq and is a predicted model, not a curated record.
CUUGAGCAGGAGAGUGGAUUCGCCCUGAGGCGGUUUUAUACGGGGUGGAGCAUUUCUUUCGGGGUUUGUCGAGAAAAGACCGAAAAGGAAGAGGAGAGGCUGAAGGCGCGUUAUCGACAGGGGUCAUCUGUUAUUUUGGUGUGAACCAGGGGGCGUUCCCUGGCAAGGAACAAACCUUUCCCCCUCUGACUAAAAGCUGGUCGGACUACAACUCCCAUCGCUCGUAACGAAAGCGAUCCUUUGGCUUUUCCGGCGGAGGAAGAUGAGAGAAGAGGUGGCAAAACUGGAAAAACAUUUGAUGCUUCUCCGUCAGGAAUAUGUCAAAUUGCAGAAAAAACUGACAGAAACAGAGAGAAAAUGUACCCUCCUAGCUGCUCAGUCAAACAAAGAGAAUGCCAGUGACUCUUUCAUCAGUCGACUGCUUACCAUUGUGGCAGAAUUGUAUGGGCAGGAGCAAUAUAGUGACCUGAAGAUCAAGGUGGGAGACAGGUACAUCAGCGCUCACAAAUUUGUAUUGGCAGCCCGGAGUGAGGCUUGGAGUCUGGCCAACUUAGUGUCAACAGCUGAGCUAGAUCUGUCAGACGCUGAUCCCGAGGUGGCCAUGGCAAUGCUGCGUUGGAUUUACACAGAUGAGCUGGAGCUGCGAGAAGACGACGUAUUCCUGACAGAGCUGAUGAAAGUAGCAAACAGGUUUCAGCUGCAACUCCUCAGGGAAAGGUGUGAAAAAGGAGUCAUGUCACUUGUAAAUGUAAGAAAUUGUAUCCGCUUCUAUCAAACAGCAGAAGAGCUGAAUGCCAGCACUUUAAUGAACUACUGUGCUGAGAUAAUUGCUAAUCAUUGGGAUGAUUUGAGGAAAGAAGAUUUCAGUAGUAUGAGUGCUCAGCUCUUGUAUAAAAUGAUCAAAUCUAAAACGGAUUUCCCUUUGCAUAAAGCUAUUAAAGUGGAAAGAGAAGAUGUUGUUUUCCUAUAUCUUAUUGAAAUGGAUUCACAGCUGCCUGGAAAGUUAAAUGAUCUGGAUCACAAUGGAGACCUUGCUUUAGACUUAGCACUUUGUCGAAGACUGGAAAGCAUUGCAACUACCUUGGUGAAUCACAAAGCAGAUGUGGAUAUGAUGGACAAGAAAGGCUGGAGUUUGUUGCAUAAAGCAAUUCAAAGGGGAGAUAAAUUUGCUGCUAAUUUCCUGAUUAAAAAUGGUACCCGGGUGAAUGCUGCAACCCUGGGAGAUCAAGAAACUCCCCUGCAUCUUGUGGCAUCCUAUAACUCCAAGAAGCACAAACCAGAAGUAAUGUCGGAGAUGGCGCAGAUUGCGGAGUCCCUCCUAAGGGCAGGAGCCAAUCCUAACAUGCAAGACAGUCAAGGAAGAACUCCAUUGCACGCAUCGAUUGUUGUGAGAAACGACCAAGUAUUCAGUCAGCUGCUGCAGUGCAAACAACUUGAUCUGGAACUGAAGGACCACGAAGGAAGUACCGCCCUAUGGCUUGCGGUUCAAUAUAUUACCAUGUCUUCUGACCCAUCUGUCAACCCCUUUGAGGAUGUCCCUGUGCAGAACGGCAAUUCCUUUGAUGAGAACAGCUUUGCCGCUAGACUCAUCCAACGAGGGAGCAAUACUGAUGCUCCAGAUACAGUGACAGGAAGCUGCUUGUUACAGAGAGCUGCGGGGGCCGAAAAUGAAGCUGCAGCACUCUUUCUAGCCACACAUGGGGCCACAGUCAAUCACAGGAAUAAAUGGGGUGAAACACCACUGCACACCGCCUGCCAGCAUGGUCUAGCCAAUCUCACAGCUGAGUUGCUGCAACAAGGAGCUAAUCCAAAUAUCCAGACAGAGAAAGCAGCACCUUCCCCAAAGGGGACUGUCAUGCCUGGCACUGCGGAUAGUGUUUGUUUGCAAACUCCUCUUCAUAUGGCAAUAGCCUAUAACCACCCAGAUGUGGUAUCGGUCAUCCUGGAGCAAAAAGCUAAUGCUCUCCAUGCAACCAACAACUUGCAAAUCAUUCCAGACUUCAGUCUCAAGGACUCUAGAGAUCAAACUGUGCUAGGAUUAGCACUGUGGACAGGGAUGCACACGAUCGCAGCUCAACUCUUGGGCUCUGGAGCCUCCAUCAAUGACACGAUGUCAGACGGACAGACUCUGCUACACAUGGCGAUACAGAGACAGGAUAGCAAGAGUGCCUUGUUCCUCCUAGAGCAUCAAGCCGAUAUCAGUGUCAGGACUCAAGAUGGAGAGACAGCUCUUCAACUAGCAAUCAAAAACCAGCUUCCCUUGGUAGUUGAUGCAAUCUGCACUAGAGGAGCAGACAUGUCUGUGCCGGAUGAGAAGGGGAACCCUCCCCUCUGGCUUGCUCUUGAAAAUAAUCUGGAAGAUAUUGCUUCAACGCUGGUAAGGCACGGCUGUGAUGCAACUUGCUGGGGCCCAGGACCAAGUGGUUGUUUACAGACAUUGCUGCACCGGGCCAUUGAUGAGAACAGUGAACAGAUUGCCUGCUUCUUGAUCCGCAGUGGCUGUGAUGUGAAUAGUCCAAGGCAGCCAGGUGCCAAUGGAGAAGGUGAUGAGGAGGCUCAUGAUAGACAGACGCCAUUGCACUUGGCAGCUUCCUGGGGACUUGAAGAAACAGUGCAAUGCCUUCUGGAGUUUGGUGCCAACGUAAAUGCACAGGAUGCAGAAGGAAAAACCCCAAUCCACGUUGCCAUUAUCAAUCAGCACAACACCAUUAUCCAGAUGAUGAUCUCACACUCUGCCAUCCAGCUCAACUUAAGGGACCGACAAGGGUUGACCCCCUUUGCCUGCGCUAUGACGUAUAAGAACAACAAGGCAGCAGAAGCGAUUCUCAAGCGGGAGCCUGGAGCUGCUGAGCAGGUGGACAAUAAAGGUCGGAAUUUCCUCCAUCUGGCUGUUCAGAAUUCAGACAUUGAAAGCGUGCUCUUCUUGAUCAGUGUCCAAGCAGAUGUGAAUUCCAGAGUCCAGGACACCUCCAAGCUGACACCAUUGCACCUUGCUGUUCAAGCUGGCUCUGAAAUUAUUGUGCGCAAUCUGCUGCUGGCAGGUGCCAGAGUCAAUGAGUUGAACAAGCAUUGCCAGACUGCCCUCCAUCUUGCAGCCCAGCAAGACUUGCCCACAAUAUGCUCAGUCCUUCUGGAGAAUGGCAUUGACUUCGCUGCUGUGGAUGAAAACAAAAACAAUGCUCUCCACUUGGCGGUCAUGCAUGGACGUCUGUCAAACAUUCGUGUCCUUCUGACAGAGUGUAAUAUAGAUGCAGAAGCCAUUAAUGCCAGAGGCCAGUCCCCAAUGCACAUCCUGGGGCAAUAUGGGAAAGAGAAUGCAGCAACUAUCUUUGAUUUUUUCCGGGAAUGUAUGCCAGACUAUCCGCUUGACAAGCCAGAUACUGAUGGAAACACGGUGCUCCUUUUGGCCUAUACAAAGGGAAAUGCCAACCUGUGUCGGGCUAUAGUGAGAGCUGGUGCUCGCUUGGGCAUCAACAACAAUCAAGGGAUCAAUAUCUUCAACUAUCAAGUAGCAACUAAACAGCUUCUCUUCCGGCUUCUGGACAUGUUGUCCAAAGAACCUCCCUGGUGUGACGGCUCCAAUUGUUACGAAUGCAGUGCCAAGUUUGGUGUCACUUUGAGAAAGCAUCACUGCCGGCAUUGUGGGCGUCUGCUGUGCCACAAGUGUUCAACCAAGGAGAUUCCUAUCAUCAAAUUUGAAUUGAACAAGCCCGUCCGCGUUUGCAACACCUGCUUUGACGUCUUGACUGUUGGGGGUGUUUCCUAGUUGGCUAUGAGAAGGGAAGGGACUCCCAGGGAAUGCCUCCCCUUCCACCUUGUAAAAGGCCUAUCCCAAGUCACAUCUCAUGGAGAAGGGGAACCUCAUAGUUUAUCUUCCUGUUACAGUGGACUCUGACCAAUUUAAGGGACCAUGCAAAUGCUAUAUUCCAGUAUAUAUGAUUUUUUUUGUGAGGGGGGGUAUAUUAAUGUUAACAAUGAAAGAAACUGCAAUGGGAACAAACUGGGAAUGCUACAGAGAUUCUGUGGGAAAACCAACAAGAUUUGGUUGAGCUGCUCUGUUGCCAGUUCAGAGCAUUGCAAACCAAGAUUUUUGUACUUGCUGAUCAUGCAACAAAAAAAGUCCUUCCUUGGUGAUAAAACUGUGACUUGGCUGUUCUAAAGUCUUAUCACACUUUUUUAAAGAAAAGAAAUAAUAUUGUUAGCACUUACAUUUCUGGGUAAGUAUGAGCUGAUCUGCCCCUUUUGUUACCUUCCUGGAGAGAACGUGUUGGUGUUCUCUGAAUAUUUUUUUUUUUUACAAAGGGCAGCUGUGCCAGGCAUAGGGACUGCUUUUACCCAAAAAGAGGUUGACCGCAAGUUAAGUUUUUGUUUACUGCAUUGCUGAAAAUUUUGUGUGGCCUUAUAAUAAAAGCUUUACCACUUCUCCUGUUGAAAAGGAGGCUGGCUAAAGCUCCUGGAUUUUCAGAACCCUUGUUUGCUCUCCUGCGUCAAAAUUGGGGAGCGAUGAGGCCAACUUUGCUAUCAAAUUCAAUCAGGUUUUCUUAAGGAAUGAUUAAUAAUCCAAGCUGUCUUUCAGUAAUGUAUCAAAAACUUUGCAAAUAGUCCUAUGUUUACAGUGAUGUUGAAGGAAGGUCUAAUUAUAUGGGACUAACUCCACAUGCAGUGAUGAUGCUACUGUGGGGCAAGACGACUAGAAGCCGAGAUGAUGAGACAGGGAUAACCAGGAGAGGUAGAAUAGUGCCAGUAGAGCAGCCAACAGCAAGACAGUGACCCUUGGAGUUGGUCAUCUCUGUCCAGAAAUCUUGAGGCAGCCCAAGGUGAUUUACAAAGCCCUUAUGCAUUAAGAUGACUGUUGCUGCUCACAUCAAAUCCAUGUAUAGGGAGAAGCCUGUCUUGAGCCAGAUAAAGUAGAAUUGGCUUGCGGUUUUGACUCCUGUAGGCCUCUUUCCUCAGACAAAGACAUUUUAUAGUUGUCAGGUACCACAGCAGGUGUCUCUUCUAAAAUCUUGGAAUAUAUACAAGGGAUAUUUUUUUUGGGUCAUAUGUUUAACACAGCAAAAAAAAAGGGGUGUGUGUGUGUCUUGGAUUCAAACCACCAUGUACUUAAAUGUAGAGGAUUAGGGUGGGUUGGUGCAAUCUUAUAAACAGAACCAAACCCUGGAAGAUAAGCAAGCCUUCCAUUGCUUCAUAAAUGGGUUAAUUGAAACAUGUGUCACUCUUCCCUUCAGUAACCACUACUUUUCAGUGUCUAUAUGUAUGUAAGGGAAGAGAAAAAUAUUAACCAACUAAAAAUUGCAUUCUCUCUCCUUUCUAGAAUACUAAUGAGUCUUGUAAUGUUACCACAUGGGUGAGUGUAUACACAUACACCAAACAGAGUGUUACUUUUUAUAAUAUAUUUCUGUGAUUUGAGGGACAUAACAGCUUUACAUGUUAAGCAAAAUCUCGGGAGAAUGGAGUAGAGAAAGACUUAAGGGGAAGAAGUCAAUGCUACAUUUCAAAUUGGAUCCCAGUUUGCUGCUUGGACCUUCGGAUCAGUAGGGUGAAAAACUGGAAUUCUGCCUUCAGUGACAUUCAGGGAAGAUCAGGGGAUCCUUAGUAAUUAUUUGCCCUUUUCUAAAAUUUCUGCUUGUAUCUAUUUGUUUCAAAAGGAUGAACUGCUUUGUCAUUUAACCUGUAAUCGGUGCAAUCUCUACCCACUCAAAGAAAUAAGCUACUUUGUGAGGCUGUAGGCAGGCAGCUUGUUUUGGAUAACUAGAUGGGAAAUGCAAUAGUUCACCUAGUAACUUGUCACACUUCAUCUGGGCAAAUGUAGGUGGAAGGUGAACAAAUUGCUAGUUUUUCAGUUUACCUUGGUGAUUCUGGUAUUUUUUAAGAGUUAUUUUUUUCAUAGACACAUGACCAUAUUUCUGCACUGGCAUUAUGGACAUUAUGUAACCACUUCCAGGUUGUAAAUUGUAUAUAUGAUAGAUCAUUAACAUGCCAAAAUUAAGCAGGCCUCUCUCAGUAUCAAUUGAGCUAUGGAAUUUCCCAGUUAAAGAUUCUAUUGGGGCAGUGUGCUUGAAUUUGAAAUGGACUUGGUGGAUUGCACAAAAGAAAUAAUUGUAAAGCACUUUUAAUAAAAACACUUGUAUCUGAGCCUAUUCUACUGACUGGCCCAAAAUUAGUGUUUUGUUUUAUUUUAAAGAAAAUUGUUCUUGCUAGUCAAUGUUUAAGUGUUAACACUUGAGGACCUGACAGCGUCACAUGUGCAAUACUGUACCAUGAUAGAUUAUAAAUUGGCAAAUUAACAAAUGUUAAUUUGUUCUAAUGAUCUGAACUUGUGGUCUCAAACUCAUUUUCUUGGAGAGAAAAAAUAUUUCGGUCGAUUGUCUUGAGAUUCAGCACGUUUCAUUCGUUUCUGGCGUGUAUUUCCACUUAAACAAUGGCAAUGCUGUUGAAUGAAACACAAGGGGAGAUGGGGAGAACACGGCCUGCAUUUUCUUAAUUUAUUAAGUGACAUUUUCGGUGUGGUCUUGUGAGUGGUGGCUUGAUCUCUCGUUACCAAUUAUUUCCUUCUUGGUAUAUUUUUAUUUCCUUCUUGGUAUAUUUUUAUCUGCAAAUUACAUGAUGAAAAGUGGCUAAAUGUUGUGAAAGAAUGUGAGAAUUUGAACCACUGUAAACACUAUAAAGAUGGUUACGGAAUGUAAAUCAACUGACAGAGAUACUUUUAUCUGUGUUGGCUUUGGCCAUGGCAUCAAACUCUCCGGGGAUCUUGCUUUCUUUGUUUCAAAGCACAUGGAGGGAGAUGUGCUUUAUUUGUCUUCAAGGCACAAUGCAAAAAGUGCAACUUUUUAGAAGUUUGGAAGCAACUUGCUAAUUUUCAUGCAGUCACAUGUUCUUGGUUUCUCAUCUUAAAAGGUGAUCUGCUUCUUCAUGGUCUUAGGUUUAAGAUUCUUAAACCUCAGUGACCACAUUUAGAUCCCUUUCUCCCAUCCCUCCCUUCUGCACAACUUCAGUCAUUGGUCAGUUUCCCCAUACUGCUUAUUCUGUACUUCAAGCAUAGGCAUGGAAUAUGAUUUCAGCUUGUGAAUUCAGCCCUUCCCUUCGCAUCAUUACAUCGCGAAACUGAUGGUAACAAAAGUUUUGCGCUCCAGUCUUAUAAUUUGUGACAGUACUUACUGUAUAAUCCAGCAGGUGAGCAUGGAAAGAAUUUAUAUGUUUCAUCUGUGAAGAGUUUUGGACACCAAAUCUCCUGUUGUUUUGUAGACAUUGUUCAGCAUUACUCUGCAGCCAGUUCAUCCGAUCUCAGACCUCUUUAACUACAACCUGCUCCCCUUGCUUUUUCUGAAUGGUCACCAUGUGCCAUCAAAAGGUAGUUCUAGCUAGAAAACAUGUAAGACCAACUUGAUAUAAUUUAAAUCUGUGGAAUGCAGGCAGUCUGGAAACUAUAUUUUUGUCAAAUGAGUUUUCUUUUUCAGUGUUCUGAGAGCACUGACCUGUUUCUUGAUUAGCUCUGAACCUAAGAUCCCGAAAAUUGAUUUUUCUUUGUUCAUUUCCUAGCAUGUUAAAAAAAAAAAGUUGUAUGAACCAAUCUAUAGAGGUAACUCAUGAUCACUCUAGGAGUUUGUGCUUCUUUAUAAUUUAAAAGCAAACUUCAUUUCAGCAUGGCUUAAGCUCAGCCUUCUCUGAAGCUGCCUAGCUAUGAGUUUUAUAGUAGCAUUAAGCUGUUGGCAGUGCAGAUUACUAAAAGGACUAAUCUGUGUUUGGGAAAGGAUAACUGCUUGGCUUAUGAAAGAGUGGUUGUGAAGUCUUGUAUUCAAGUCAGAGGGACAUUAGUGGAAGAGGAAACUUUUCUACCCUUGGUUCUCCCACAUAGCAACUCGGGUACUAAACCUAGAUAUCACAACAUCAGGUAACAGAAUUAAGCUUAUGAUGUCCAAUAUACCAGAGGUCUCCAACCUUGGCAACUUUAAGCCUGGCGACUUCAACUCCCAGAAUUCCCCAGCCAGCAAAGCUGGCUGGGGGAUUCUGGGAGUUGAAGUCCGCCAGGCUUAAAGUUGCCAAGUUGGAGACCUCUGCAAUAUACAGUAGCUAUUUGCAAACAUGCUACUUUGUUUUGAAGUUGGGGUGUCUGUAUUAUUGCAUUAAAUAAGUUUUGCCUAUACUUUUUUUUUUUUUUAAAAAGGCAUAGCUCUCCUUAUGGAUUAACUGUACAAAACUGUAGUCUUGUCCCUACCAGACUGGGGUUACUUCAGUCAACACACCACAAUACCAUUUUCAUAGCAAGAAACUAUAAAACAUCUGCAAGUAAUAUGGCCUGCUUUUCAGCUGUUCUGAAUUUGAGAAACAAAGUCUUAAUCAUUUUUUAAACUAUUACUCUAUAAUCUUUCCUUCAAAAACCCUGUAAAGCAAUGUAUUUUUUCUAAUAUUUAUAUGCCAACUUGUAACUUCUUCUAAUAAAGCAAUUUAACUGAA